AUGGUGGUAGUGGUUCUGGCGGCGGUGUGGCAGCCGCGGGCGCACACGGCUUCGCGCAUGGCGGCGGCGCUGGCUACGUGGACCGGCGCAGUCCGUGGCGCGCAGUACAUCGGUGUGGCCCAGCGGUUGGCACCAGAUGCGGUGGGACGGAUAGGUGGCUCUGUGCCUGGAUUCCAGGCUCUGAUUGCGGGUGUCAUGCUUCAGCCGCAUGUCCUGUGGGAGCAUCGCAGCGAGUGCCCCGACGCCGCGGGCUGGCCGCCGCCGCCGGUAUGGGUCGAGCACCUUGGGAUGACGCUUAUGCCGAUGGUAGGAGCAUACUUGGUGGGGCGAAUCGGCACGGCGAUUGUUGCGGCGUGUGCCGGAAGCAGGCCGCGGACGUUUGGCGCGCCCCGAGGGGCCGCCGCGCUAUUCCGCGGCCUGCUCGCCCUCGGUGACAUCUUCCUCCUCCCGCUCACCCUCAACGCUGCUGAUGCCGUGCACUGCAGCAACGGGCUCGCUGGUGGUGCCUCGCUCCGGUUUCCGAGCCUGUGGUGCUCGCUGCGGCUCGCCGGGCGCCAACUCUCCGGUCCUGGCGACAUGAGCAGUGGGCAAGGCCAGUACCUAACGAUUGUGGUGAGCUCGGGUGUAGCUCUAGUCGUGCUCCUCAUUUCGCUUCCGCUCUACCACACAUUUCACAUUGCGGUCUGGUCGCGGCUGAACUCGCAGCUCGACGGCCGGCUCAUCGGCCGUGGGGCGUCUCGUGCCUGGGGACAUGCGGCGCUUGCAGCUGUUGGUCUCCUCUCGCUCGCAGCCGUGGCCGCAGUCCGGCCGUACAAGCGGCGGCGUGAGACGGCAGUAUCGAUCAUCAACUCGCUGCUAAUGGCGGCGCUGAUGGUUGCCGCCAUCGGAGCACAUGAUGGGUCGAGCGUGGCGCGGCUGACGCGCACGUCGCAGGCCUCGUACGGCGCGGUGGUUCAGUGCGCAGUGGCGCUGCAGAUCGGCGUCUCGAUCAUCGGCACGGUGGCAGCGGUCAUCGAGACCACUACGCUCAAGUGUCAGCGGGCACCUAGCACCCAGCGCGCUGCUUUGGGUGUUGACAUUUUCGGCGGCGACGAGCCGUCGUCGGUGUGGGCGUCGGAGGGAUCAGGCCCCGAGUCGGACUGGCUCUCAGACGCCCCCGGUGUGCUGCAGCCCGCCACGCCAGUGGCGCUGCUGCGGCAGCGAGCCAAGCUCAAGACGGCGAGCCCGGCGAGCCCGGCCCGGCAUCGGCCGCAGUUUGCCACGCCGCUUAUGUCGGAGCUCGAACAGGCACUGGCGGCGCGGCGCACGCUGUCGAGAGCGGACCGGGAAGCUUCGGCGCGGUACUUUUCACCGCUCUCGCCGCCUCUCUCAGCGGUGGCGCGAAUGGUUGCGCGCGCGCUGCGGACCGGCGACAGCCGGUCGGCAUCUGGCUCGAUGCACACGCCCGCGCCGAUCCUAUCCCGCCCGGCUCCACCGCACUUUAGCGACGAGUCGGGCGAGCUCGAGGCGUGGGACGGAUCUGACGAGUCAGGCGGGUACACGUCGUCUACGGUACUGCUCUCUGUGUAG
Molecule: messenger RNA, 1569 nt
Organism: Thecamonas trahens ATCC 50062
Lineage: Eukaryota; Apusomonadida; Apusomonadidae
Exons: 2
Coding region: 1-1569 (522 amino acids)
Source: RefSeq, a predicted model, not a curated record